CUCACGCGUAAAUUGCGCGCAAGAAAGUGUCCCCGGACCCCCGGACAUGGACCCGACCCCGCAGUGCGCCGCCAUGUAUCUGCUGGUGCUGUCCCUCGGGCUGCUCACGGAGCGCGGGCUCUGCCAGCACUACUACCUCCUCCGCCCCAUCCCCAGCGACAGCCUGCCGCUGGUGGAACUAAAAGAAGACCCGGACCCGGUCUUCGACCCCAAGGAGCGGGACCUUAACGAGACCGAGCUGAAGAGCGUCCUGGGAGACUUCGACGGCCGCUACCUGUCGGUGCUGCCGCCGCCGCCCGUGGAGGACAAGUACACCGGCAACGACGAGCUGGAUGACCUGGAGGCGCAGAAGCCCGCCGGGGUUCUGCCCAAGGAGAUCCGAGCCGUGGACUUUGACGUCCAGUUCGGGAAGAAGCACAAGCCGAGCAAGAAGCUGAAGCGGCGGCUGCAGCAGUGGCUGUGGGCGUACUCCUUCUGCCCGCUCGUGUCCACGUGGACCGACUUGGGGACCCGGUUCUGGCCGCGUUUCGUGCGCGCCGGCAGCUGCCUGAGCAAGAGGUCGUGCUCGGUUCCGGAGGGGAUGGUGUGCAAACCCGCCAGCUCGACCCACCUGACGGUACUGAGAUGGAGGUGCGUGCAGAGGAAAGCGGGGCUGAAGUGCGCCUGGAUCCCGGUGCAGUACCCGGUCAUCACAGACUGCAAAUGCUCCUGUUCCAGUUAAAAAACACACAACAACAACAACAACAACAACAAGACUCUGAAUAAUAAAUU
This is a messenger RNA of Anoplopoma fimbria (sablefish), 771 nucleotides long. It is a transcript of the gene nog1, whose product is annotated as noggin 1. Gene Ontology annotation, biological process: dorsal/ventral pattern formation; negative regulation of cell differentiation; osteoblast differentiation. Lineage: Eukaryota; Metazoa; Chordata; Actinopteri; Perciformes; Anoplopomatidae. The record is from RefSeq and is a predicted model, not a curated record. Bases 47 to 721 code for a protein of 224 amino acids. The transcript has a single exon.